This is a messenger RNA of Punctularia strigosozonata HHB-11173 SS5, 1029 nucleotides long. RefSeq lists its product as uncharacterized. The record is from RefSeq and is a predicted model, not a curated record. The transcript has 10 exons. NCBI's taxonomy places the organism in Eukaryota, Fungi, Basidiomycota, Agaricomycetes, Corticiales, Punctulariaceae. Bases 37 to 1029 code for a protein of 330 amino acids.
GUUCUUUCGCACUCGGUGCUAUCGUUAUUGAAAGCCAUGCCGACUGUGCUUGACCUCAGCCUCGGCGCCGCAGAAAUCGGCGUCGCCAUCGGCACAUUCCUGCUCGGCAUUACCGUCAUGCAAGCAUACCAAUAUUUCAGGAAGUUCAGCGAUCCAUGGCCAAUUCAAGGAACGGUGGCGCUUUUAGUAGCGCUGGACUUGACACACACGGCGCUGCUUCUACAUGCCGUCUAUCACUACACCAUCACAUUUUACGGCGUGCCGACCGAAAUCAGCAAGGCGACCCCUUCGCUCAGCACCGCCGUCUGCCUCUCCGGGAUCAUGGCCUUCGUCGUCCAGAUGUUCUUCGCCCGCCGCGUCUGGGCGCUGACCAAAAACCCGUUCCUCGCCGGGAUCGCAUACGUGCUCUCGACCGCGCGGUUCGGGUUCAGUCUCGCAUCGACUGCGGAAGCGUUCUCGCUCGGCAACUUUGCGGUGUUCGAGGUGAAGUUCCGGUGGGGCGCCGUGGCGACGCUCGCGGUCGGCGCGUGCGCGGACGUGUUCAUCGCCAUCACGCUCUGCUGGACGCUCGCGAAAAGCAAGACGGGCAUAGCAUCCACGGAUAAGAUGCUGGACAAGAUUAUUAUGUUCGUUAUGAGCACGGGACUUCUCACGAGCUUCGGCGCAGUUACCGAACUCAUCUGUUUCCUCACCAUGAACAACUUGAUCUGGCUCGCGAUCUUCUUCAUCCUCGCCAAACUGUUCUCCAUCUCGCUCUUGGUGUCCCUCAACGCCCGCCGGCACCUUCGCCGCCUGGACACCACUGCACACAUGAUGAACAGCUCAAGCCACAACGAAACCCACAACUCGCGGUUCAGCAGGAACCCUGUGCAGAUCCAGAAAAACGUAACGAUAAUCUCAGACACCGGAGAUAGGCAAGGUAAGGCGAUGGAGCUCGGCGGACUUAACCUCUCGCGUACCGCCGACGACAGCUCAGACUACAUCAACGACUACCUGAAAGGCGAUAACAAAGUCGGCCACGUCGUCUAG